UUUUGUCCGCCAGGGUAUACUGGCUGUGAGAAAAGCCAGUCAAGCUACUACUACACAUUCAAGAAACCCGAUUAAGAAAAAUUCGAACGAUAUGAGCUGGAUGUCGUGAAUAAUCGGUUACUAAGAUUUUGGGUUUAAAGAAAAUUGGAGCAGGUUUUAUGGAUAUAUUGAACUACAUACGUAAAAUCCCAGUGUUCAACUCCUGGCACGAGAUACGAAAGAAUCAGGGUUGAGAAAGAACCCCAACCCGGCGAAUCCUACGUUCUACGCCGUUUGAUAGCUACUAGCCAGCUAACAGGAAGGCUAGCUGCUAUCUGGUCUCCCCUGGGUCCGUCUACCACUACUCUGAAGUUGGCAAGCUGGACAUUUUAUUUUUGAUACUUUGCGUUCGUUAUGUUUCGCUCGAAAUCAAUGGACUAUUCUGAUAGAGGAAACUUAACGUUACAGUAAACACAACGUCUGCGCAAGUUGAAGACAAAAAGGAUUUGAUGUUAGCGCGCAAGCUAAACUGAUUUAAAUUCGGGGCACAUAGGUAGAUCGCCUGUGGGCUCUGGACUUGUUAAUUGACAGUAUAUAUUCAGUUAGCUAGCUAUGUUUAUAUGUAGCCAACGAGCUGACAUUUCUGUUUACAAAUUGCACAGUGGGACUCUUUCCUGGUUCGAAUGUUGCAACGGAAAUAUUAGCUAACACAAGCUAGGUCUCUUGUUAGAUGUCAAUUGUCAAAGUUUUUUUUAACUACCGUAUACAUAAUACCUUGUUAAUUAGUCAGCUAUUGGUGAGGGUGACUAUCUUGUGCUCCCUGAUUUUUGCCUGCAGCAAACUAGCUGUUAACUAAUCCCACAAGGUUGUAACAAAUAAUACCUAAAAUUAGCCUGACAUUUUUCGACGAUGCCGGACUACUGUUAACGUCAUACCAUUUUUGUAAAGAAGGAACCAAUUGACGUGGCCUGAAAAACCAUCACAUAGUUGUCAUCACUGGUGUUACGCACGUCAGUUAGUAUCCAAUCAUUGGACCUUGUGUGUUGAUCAUCUAGCUAAUUAUCGUGGGUUUUGUAAUUGUAACGUGUCAGUGAAACAAUGUCUGGACAGUCUAUAACGGAUCGUAUCGCCGCGGCACAGCACAGCAUGACCGGGUCUGCUAUCAACAAAGCAGUGUGCAAGGCCACGACGCACGAAGUCAGCGGACCCAAGAAGAAACACCUUGAUUACCUGAUCCACUGCACCAAUGAGAUGAACGUGUCGGUCCCCCAGCUGGCAGACACCCUGUUUGAGAGGACGGCCAACAGCAGCUGGGUGGUGGUCUUCAAAGCCCUUAUCACCACCCACCACCUCAUGAUGUACGGCAAUGAGCGGCUCAUCCAGUACCUGGCGUCUAGAAACACCCUCUUCAACCUGAACAACUUCCUGGACAAAGGUGCUUUGCAAGGUUAUGACAUGUCCACGUUCGUCCGUCGGUACAGCCGCUACCUGAAUGAGAAGGCCAUGUCGUACAGGCUGGUGGCUGUGGACUUCACCAAGAUGAAGAGGGGCAUUGACGGGGUGAUGCGCACCAUGAACAUAGAGAAGCUCAUCAAGACGCUGCCUAUUAUCCAGAACCAGCUGGACGCACUGCUGGACUUCCAGGCUAACCCCAACGAGUUAACUAACGGUGUGAUCAACGCGGCCUUCAUGCUGCUGUUCAAAGACUCCAUACGUCUGUUUGCAGCCUACAACGAGGGAGUCAUCAACCUGCUGGAGAAAUAUUUUGAUAUGAAGAAAGGUCAAUGUAAAGAGGCAUUGGAUAUAUACAAGAAGUUCCUCUACAGAAUGACCAAACUGUCUGAGUUUCUCAGAGUAGCAGAGCAAGUCGGGAUAGAUCAGGGGGACAUCCCCGAUCUCUCACAGGCUCCUAGUAGUCUCCUGGAGGCCCUUGAACAGCACCUGGCCUCUCUGGAGGGGAAGAAGACCAAGGAACUCACCGCCGACACCAGGGCGUCCACCCUGUCCAGCGCAGUGUCGUCCCUGUCCAAUACUGGCAUGUCCUUCAGCCGUAUGGAUGAGAAGGAGAGACAGCAGGCCUUAGAGGAAGAGCAGGCCAGACUGCAGGCCCUCAAGGUACAGGACCAGCGUCUGAAGGAGAUUGGCAUAUCCACUCCUCCGUCGGCCUCCCCCAGCACACAGUCCAUGGGCAGUGUCAACAACAACCACCACACUAACCAUGGCAUGGAGCUAUUCAACACCCCGUCCACCAACAGCAUGCCCAACCUCAGCAGUGAUUUAUUUGACCUGCAGCCAACCUUCAUACCCACUGUCCAGAGCACUCCCUCUAUCUUGACAGCCGCCAACGCUUGGGGAGGUGCUGCUGAGCCAGAGUCCUCGAUGAGUGUAGAUUUUGAUGCAGUCUUCGGGGGCGGGACUAGAGGACUAGCCAAUAACAACGUGCAGCCUGCCGCCGAUGGCUUCGACGCUCUUGGUGACCUGUUAAAGCCAACUGUGCCCAGCCACAACCAGGCUCCGCCCAUGACCAUACACCACCAGGGUCACCCCCAUCCCGGUCACCCCCACCAAGGCGGCAAGCUACUGGCCAAUGACCUUGACUCAUCCCUGGCCAACCUCGUAGGCAAUUUGCAGUUUGGUGGAGCCCCAGCCAAGAAUUUGUCGCUGUGUGCCCCGGUGUUCAGGCCAGACAUGCAGUGGAACCAGCCCGGAGAGAAGAAGCUCACUGGGGGACAUGACUGGCAGAGCAAGACCAUGAGCACCACCACCGCCUGGAGCCCAGCCCCUAUGGCCCCGGGGCCGGUGCCUGUUCAACACGUGAAUGGGAUGUUCUAUACCAGUUAUACGCCGGCUCCUAUGGCGUUCCCCAUGACGACACCACAAGUGCCUCUGUAUGGAAUGGUUGCUCCUCAGAUGGGUCCAAUGGGGGGUGUCCAGGUGAUGACCCCACAGCCCAUGAUGUACAGCCAGCCUGUACUCAGACCCACCAACCCCUUCGCCCCCAUGCCUGGAGCCCAGAUGCAGUUCAUGUAAUUUUAUCAGGGGAAGCAGAGUGCCAAAAGCUACCAUGGAAAAAACACAGGACGAAAAUCACCCGGUAGAGAAACGAAUGAACAAAAGACAGACAUACAGACUAGCCAACAAGUGAAACGGAACUACCAUCAAGGGCAGGAGGAGAAGCGAAACAGAAGAAUGAACCCUGGAUGUGGAAAACGAAACGAUGGAGGGAUAGGAUACGAGGAGGGGAGAUUGGUGUAGUGUUUUAUAUGAUAUAAUAAAGGCUAAUCUUUGUCUGAAACAGCCCCCUAACCCUGCCCAAAAACACAAAAUUAACCCCUCCCAAAAUGGAUAUUCUUUACUGGGUUUGAAACUACCUAAAACUUGAAUGAAAAUGGAUAGAUCGUUUAGAGUCGUUAUUUGUGUGUUUAAAAAUCAUUGGUGAGCUACAGUACUCUACAUUCAUUCUAUCCCCCCAACACCCUCCAUGUUUAUCUCCAUAUAAUACUGGUCGAUUGGAGGAAAGGAAGUUGCCAGGCAGGACUGUUCUGUUGUUAAGGGAAACACUUAAGGCUGUGCAUGUUACUCAUGGGAGCUGUUUCAGACGCGGAGGAGCCUUCGCCAGGUGCAAUCUAACUGGACAUGAAACAUUAAGGACCCCCUGGCCAACCAUCAGCCCGACCCACAUCCUCUUUCCUCGUCCGCUUUUUCUUUUUUUUAAUCAUCCUCUUUCCAGUUUGUGUCUCGUAAAAAGUAAUUUUUUUCGAUCUUCGUCUUCAAAAGUCAACGGAUUGAAGCACGUUACACACACACACACACACACACAUACAAACAUAUACAAACACAAAAUCAAGUAUUUCUCACACACUCACGCAUGCAUCCAUCGUCCUUAACGAUGUGUAAGGGGAACAGCGGUCACACACUCACCUCGAUUCAAACGACCGAGCUCCUCCGAAAACAUACUGUCCUUUAAAAUGUGGUUUCACCUUGUCUAAAAGUGACAUCUCACUGCCUCAGACAGAUCACCCCCAUUUCCAAUCAAAAUGAGGUUGAGGUGUGCAGGAGGGUGUUUGGCACUGCUUUCUUAGUUUUUAUUGGCUAGAAUCAGAUGUCACUCUUGUUUGGUUUUCUAAACCAAUUGUUUGUUUUCAAGGUUGGACUUGGAUGUGAUUGUUGUUCAACUUUUAAUUCUGUACAGCACAGGGUAAUUCUGAUAAUUGAUGAUGUCACAAUGUUUUUUUAUCUGUCCUAUAUCAUAAUAUUGAUCAUUAAUGGUGUUAUCUUUUUUGAAGCCAUACUCAGUUUCUUACCCGAGAGUCACAGGAAAGGAUUUCAAAGUAACUUUUGAUGUUGAAGAAUGAUGGUGUCAAACCGUUGUCUAAUCUUCCACAGGGGACAUUAAGUGGUCCCUGGUGUGUUUUAAACCCAUACAGGUUUGGUGCCAAGGGUCACUAAAUAUUUUGGGUCACAUGGAGCUACAGUUGACAUCCCUAUCCUGGACUGUUUGCUUUACAGUAGGAUGUCACUUAGCUGAACUAUUGGUGUCAAAGGUGGAAGCGGCUCAUGUUUUUGGCCAGAUUAUCCAUCGCCACAGUUGUCAACGUGUAAUUGUCAUUCAUAACACAUUGGUGUGUGUUUCUGUGCAACACACUCCUGAUUUGUUAAUCAUUAAGGGCUGUUUUCUCUGGACUUGUAUCUUGGCCCUGAUGCCAGUAAUUAGUUAUGCCCCCCCCAGUUGGUUAUGUGCACAUGCAUAUAUAUAUAUUUUGAUGAAAAAGCUGAAAUGUUCCACUUAUAAGACCAUUGAAAAGACAGAACUUGAUUGAAAGUAAAUGACCAGUCUUGAAUGAAUGGCUGAAUGUACCAAGUCCCCUACUGCUAUCCCUUGUCCAAGUCGGUA
Molecule: messenger RNA, 4873 nt
Organism: Esox lucius (northern pike)
Lineage: Eukaryota; Metazoa; Chordata; Actinopteri; Esociformes; Esocidae
Product: phosphatidylinositol-binding clathrin assembly protein
Exons: 20
Coding region: 1078-3009 (643 amino acids)
Biological process (GO): synaptic vesicle budding from presynaptic endocytic zone membrane; clathrin coat assembly; clathrin-dependent endocytosis
Cellular component (GO): synaptic vesicle; clathrin-coated vesicle; extrinsic component of presynaptic endocytic zone membrane
Molecular function (GO): 1-phosphatidylinositol binding; clathrin heavy chain binding; phosphatidylinositol-4,5-bisphosphate binding
Source: RefSeq, a predicted model, not a curated record